Miscanthus lutarioriparius is the source of this 714-nucleotide messenger RNA. Lineage: Eukaryota; Viridiplantae; Streptophyta; Magnoliopsida; Poales; Poaceae. The record is from the annotation of a GenBank genome assembly.
AUGAAGGUUACCGUCGUGUCCCGGAGCGGCCGGGAGGUCGUCAAGGGCGGCAUCGACCUCAAGGACUCGGCCAAGGUCGCGGAUCUGCAGGAGGCCAUCCAUGCCAGGAUUUCUGUAUUCCAUUCAUUCAUUUCUCGCAACAAAGAACUGUGGGUGUUUACAGUGUGCGGUGUGCCACUGUCAUUCAGCAAGCAGGAAUCUAUGGGCAGUUUAUCUUACAUUGAGCUAGUAAACGACCUUUCCAAGUGUCAUCUAAGAAAUAUUAUCCUUCUAGGCAGCGGCUCAACCUCCCUUUUCAACCUGGAAAGGUGGGAAGCCAGUUGUCCUCAAUCCAAGGCCAGCCUGUCAGAAUACUGCGAGAAGGGUUCUGGGUCACUGACAGUGGUCUUCAAAGAUUUAGGACCACAGGUCUACUACAGCACGCUGUUCUUCUUUGAGUACUUGGGUCCUCUUAUCAUCUACCCCAUGUUCUAUUAUUUGCCCGUCUACAAAUUCUUCGGGUACGAGGGGAACGGGUCAUCCACCCUGUCCAGACCUAUGCUAUGUACUACUGGUGCUUCCACUACUUCAAGAGGGAUCAUGGAGACGUUCUUCGUGCACCGUUUCAGCCACUUAACAUCGCCCCUGUCAAAUGUCUUCAGAAACUGCGCCUACUACUGGACCUUCGGCGCUUACAUUGCUUACUACUGCAACCACCACUGUACACCCCAGUGA